Molecule: messenger RNA, 3264 nt
Organism: Aspergillus fumigatus Af293
Lineage: Eukaryota; Fungi; Ascomycota; Eurotiomycetes; Eurotiales; Aspergillaceae
Source: RefSeq, a predicted model, not a curated record
AUGAGCUCCCUCCGCGAUAAUCAACUCAAGAUCGAGAUAAAUGGGCUGAAGAAAGAAUGGUCUGUCUCUGGUUACAAAACUCGUUUCGUUGUCGUCCUCCUGUCUGAGGAAAGCACUUUUGGCUAUAACAAGGAGGAGACGGAGGAGCGGAUCACGAGCAUACGAAGAGCGACGAGUCUGGACCAGAAAUCCGUUCUUCUUCUCCCACCUGAUGCAACAUCCGCGGAAUUGAUCGAGUUCACAAGGUCCUUAUUGACCAUGCUACAGCCGUUGGUGGUAGAAUAUUAUCGGGACCUAUCCAAACAUGCAAGACGGAAACGUAACCGAGGCACAGUCCCCCCUCCCACGGCACCACCUACAAGUGGAACGUCACAGACACUAUCGCUGCAGGGAUGGAAUGUUCGCUAUGAGAUUAAACUUGGUAUCUUCGCCGAGUUCCGUCAAGAGAUCGAUGCCGCACUAAGGAAUUACGAGAGUGCUUAUGAGACUCUGUUUGGGCAGGACGUCUUUGAGAACAUCGCCGGUUGGAGUCCAAGGUUUAAUGAUGCUCGACUCUUGUCUGAUGCUCUGGCAAUCCGCAUAAUUCGUUGCUUAUUGUGGACUGGACAAACACGCACCGCGGUACGUUCAUGGGUCAACCAUCGUGCUCGCUGCCGUGAUAUUAUCAAUCGGAGAGGUAAAGGAACCAGGAACUACGGGUGGGAAGCUUGGGAGGCUCGAUGGUCGAUGGCAAUGGCCCAGCUCAUACGCCAGGCCAACAUCCCUGGCAUUUCUGACAACACAUCGUCCCAACAGGGAGACGAGGAUCAGUACAUGAUCUUCGUCCCCCCUGAAAAGACGACGCCUCUUAGCGACGCCUUAUGCCCCUGGGAGCUCCUUCACCAUGAGGGUUAUUGGUUGUACCGGUCUGCGAAACACGCGAUGACUCGACGCAUUCUCGCCGAGCAGAUCCCAGAUGAAGAUCGCAUACCACCAGGGCAAUUACCUGCUUCUCAAAUCGCCAAUAAGUCAUAUAUGUAUGACACUUAUCUUGCUCCAGAGCCAUAUAUUGAAGCCCCACAGCCAGGCUCAACGGGCUUCAAUCAUUCACAACAAAUUCUGGACACACUGAGGGCAGCAUUGGAGCAAUUUGCAAGGCGUAAGCAAGUUCGGAAGACGGAGAGCCUCAGCUUAGAGAUAGCGGAAGAAUGCAUGCGUGUUGGCUUAUGGAUUGAAGCCUAUGAGACCCUUCGUCCACUAUGGCCGACGCUCACUUGGCGACAGGCUGGCUGGUGGCCGCUUAUGGAGAAAUUCGGUUGGGCUUUGAGGGAAUGCGCGCUACAUAUGCAGGAUAGUGAGAUGGUUUUGCGAGUGGACUGGGAACUGAUGAACCGAGAUCUCAAGCCAUCUGUCGCUCUCAAAGCGGAGGAUGUCAUAUCGAGCCGUAAGUGUUCUCUUGGCUAUUGUUGUCUCGUUCCUGCUUCUCCAUAUCUGACCAUGCCCCUGGCCACAGUCACAGCCACAUUUGUCUUCGAGAAGUCAGAAGGAAAUGUUGGCGAGCCUCUUAUGGGGCAGCUGACAAUCACUUCUCUCAGUCAGAGAUCUUCGGACCCAAUACGACUGUCAGAGGUCAAGGUGGUUUUCGAGGGCUGCCUCCGUCCACUGAAACUUCAAUCCGACCAGAACGUGACCGCCGACAUCACGACUCCUUGCACGAUGUCGUCUCUAAAGCUUCGUGAGCCCACAUCUGCGGACUCGACGACCCUGUUAUCACCGAGCAAUGGCUUAACAGCACUGGUUGGGAUGGGCGAUCUGACCAUAGGACCGACGCAGACCAAAGUGUUCAAUCUAACAUCUGUCCCCCGCGAAGCAGGAGAUUCAAGGGUGGCAUCAAUAACCUUACUUAUUGAAGACGAGAGGUUUGACUUAGCCUGCGCUAUAACAGAUCUGACCCAACGUGACUCCGUUUGGUGGCAGCAGACCACGAGCGGCGUAGCCCGAAAACGUGUGGGCAAAGACCGGGAUACCUGUCGGUGCAAGAUCAUGCCCAAACCGCCAAAAAUUCGAAUCUCAACACCGAACAUCAGAGAGACUUACUACACAAACGAGCGAGUUGUUCUCGAAUUGGACAUCUACAACGAAGAAGAUGAGGCGGCAGACGUGUCCGCAGAGGUAAGGCUCUUCGGACAUCCGGAUUCGGCAGCGCAGAUUCUGUGGCUUGAUGAGGAGGGUGAGGCCAUAUCUCCUCGUUCACAGGAUAGUUCGCCCAUACAGGGGGCGCGUCAUGUCGCAAAACGGUCCAUUGGUAUCAUGGACAGGUCAUCCAGGCAGCAGUUGAUGCUUGUGCUGACAGACACGCUUGAACCGUCGACGCACGAGCUUCAAAUUACUUGCGUAUACAAUUUGCUAUCUGACUUUCAGACCCCGAUCAUCGCGACACACAGACUCGCAUUAUCAAUCGUACGACCAUUUGAGGCAAACUAUGAUUUCCUUCCGCGCCUCCAUCCCGAACCCUGGCCUGAUUUCUUUAUUAUUGAUGAUGACUUGGUUGGAGACGAAACGCUGUCUAAACCUCGAGGCUUGCGGCAACGAUGGUGUUUGAAUUCCAAGGUUGUCUCGUUUGCCCUGGAGCCGCUUGUCAUCGAAAGAAUUACGCUAGUGCUACUGAGCCUUGGAGGCGGAGCCGUCUGCGACAUUGGAUCUGAAAUAGUCGCCGACCCACAUGCGCUGGAAAUUCGUCCCGAGGAGCUUCGCGAGUCCACCUUUAUACUGGAGGUUCAGAAGUUGGUCUUGGGAGACCGACGGCCGACAGCUCUGAAUCUAGCCCUAGAGAUUCAAUGGCGUCGAAUAGGCACCGACGCCGCUGCAUCAACUGCGGAUAGCGCUAACGUCACCACAACUACUCUACCCAUUCCGCGCUUUGUUAUCCCCGCGGGAGAGCCCCGCGUCCUUGCCUCGGCAUUGAAUUCAGAAGCUAUCCCCGGUCUGAUUCACCUGGACUACACGCUAGAGAAUCCUUCAAUGCACUUUCUCACUUUCAAUCUCGCGAUGGAGGCGAGUGAGCAAUUUGCUUUCAGCGGACCGAAGACGGCGGUCGUCCAGCUUGUGCCGUUAAGCAGACACACAGUGCGAUAUAACCUCCUGGCUUCCAAGCGGGGGCUAUGGAUCCAACCCCAAUUGAAUGUGGUGGAUACGUAUUUCAACAAGGCCCUGCGGGUACAGCCAACUGAAGACAUGCGAUCAGAUAAGAAGGGGAUUUUGAUCUGGGUUGACGCUGACGACUAG